AUGCUGUCUCGAUUAGCCCUCGAGCCCACAUUCGGCCCACCUAGCCUCCCGCCAAUUAACAUCAACCUCAAUAUCAACCUUCCUAGACUCCGGGAAGUCUUCACCACUGAGGCCGCUCCUCACCCGGCCACUUCAGUCACUCCCGAGGCCGCCUCUCCCCCGGCCACUUCAGUCACUCCCGAGGCCGCCUCCCCCCGGCCACUUCGGUCUCUCCUGAGGCCGCUUCUCCUCGGGCAGAUUCAGUCUCUUCUGCGGCCGCUUCUCCCCCGGCCACCGCAAUUCCACAGCUCGCUGGCCAUCGCCGCGGCAGUGUGGAACAAUCGCCGGGUCCUCCCAGGAAGCAACGCCGUCCGAACUGGCCCACUGGCGGCAAUCCUGAGGACCGUGACGAUCGCCUGA
Molecule: messenger RNA, 399 nt
Organism: Penicillium bovifimosum
Lineage: Eukaryota; Fungi; Ascomycota; Eurotiomycetes; Eurotiales; Aspergillaceae
Exons: 1
Coding region: 1-399 (132 amino acids)
Source: RefSeq, a predicted model, not a curated record